Molecule: messenger RNA, 1985 nt
Organism: Gambusia affinis (western mosquitofish)
Lineage: Eukaryota; Metazoa; Chordata; Actinopteri; Cyprinodontiformes; Poeciliidae
Gene: hey2
Product: hes-related family bHLH transcription factor with YRPW motif 2
Exons: 4
Coding region: 305-1120 (271 amino acids)
Biological process (GO): anterior/posterior pattern specification; regulation of neurogenesis; regulation of transcription by RNA polymerase II
Cellular component (GO): nucleus
Molecular function (GO): protein dimerization activity; RNA polymerase II cis-regulatory region sequence-specific DNA binding; DNA-binding transcription factor activity, RNA polymerase II-specific
Source: RefSeq, a predicted model, not a curated record
UGCGCGUUGCUCCGUGGGAAAGCUCCGGCAGCAGAGGAUGAGGAGGAGGAUGAAGAGAGGGGACACAGCGGCCGUCAGCCCAGUCCGCCGCCGACACGCAGGCUCCCGCCGCGGGAAUACCGGAGACACUCCGCUGGAAGAUCCGCUCCGGAUCCGAGAGAGAGGUUCUGAUUCCUGAUUCUGGAAAACCUCCAGGACUCUUACGGGUUCGGGUCCAAACCCGGAAUGCCGGCUCCGGGUCUCCUCCGGCUGUGAGCCGGCUCUCCCCGGGGACUCCCGCCGGCUCUCCCCGCCGCCGGGCGCCAUGAAGCGGCCGUGUGAGGACAGCAGCCCGGCGGGCCGUGAGAGGCUUCCUGCGGGGGAUUCGGUCGGACGCGCGUCUCCAGCGGCGCAGCUGAUGGCGAGGAAGCGGCGCAGAGGGGUAGGUCGGCCGGCGCUUCGCCGCGUCCGGAGGCCCGGCGCCUCCGACGCUCCUUCAGUUUCCUGUCGGUUCCAGAUCAUCGAGAAGCGGCGCAGGGAUCGGAUCAACGGCAGCCUGUCGGAGUUACGGCGACUCGUCCCGACGGCCUGGGAGAAACAGGGUUCUGCUAACCUGGAGAAAGCCGAGAUCCUGCAGAUGACCGUGGAGCAUCUGAGGACGCUGCAGGCGGGAGGGACAGGUCAGCAGGAAGUGCUGGCGCUGGACUUCCUGUCUCUGGGCUUCAGGGAGUGUGUGAACGAAGCAUUCUGCUACCUGAGCACCGUGGAACCCCUGGACUCCUGCGAUGCGCUGCGGCGCCGCCUGCUGGCCCACCUCAGCUACUGCGCGGCCCAGCGGGACGCCGCCGCCAUGACAGCACGCCUGCAGCCCCGCCCUCCCCGUUACAGCCACUGGGUGGCGACGCUGCGCCCGGCGCCUUAUGGACCGGAUGGCGGCGGCGCCCCCCAGAGGCUGGUGGAGCUGCUGCAGCAUGAUGUGACCUCCAGCUCACCUUCACCUUCCUCCUCCUCUUCCUCCCUGCUGCCCCCCCCACUGUCUGCCCCCCUCUUCUCCUUCCCCGUCACUCUGCCCUUCCUCCCCUCCUCCUCUUCCUCACAGCCCCCCCACCCACCCUGGAGCUCUGAGGUGGGGGCCUUAUGACCUCUGACCCUGGCAGGACUUCCUGUCCAUUUCUGAUGCUCGACUCUCCGUUCUACAGAACCAGAACCAGAACCAGAACCAGAACCGCCUUCAUGUCCGUUUCACUGUAAAUCUAAAAUCUGUGAAAUUUCUCCUGAUAAAUUUCUGAACCAAAAUUCUGAACCUGGCUGAGAAAAAGUUCAAGUCCAGAUUAGAAACAACAAGAAUGAAAUUAUUACUCUAUCACCAAAGUUCAGUUUCUCAGUUCAGAGAAGUGGCUGCACAGACCAUCUGAAAGGUACGGUGGCCCAGAAGGGACGAAAUGCUAAAUGCGAUGCUAAAUCUUACUGUAUGCUAAAAUUAAAACUUAGCUAAAAUUGAAGUUAUGCUAAAAACACAACAAACUUUAUGCCAAAUCCGUCUUUGUAAUGAACUUCUGUUGAGGAUUUCUGCUGUUCUGCGUUUUGUUGAUCCUUCUGGGCCUCCGUAGAAAGUGGGUCACGUUUCAGACUGAAACCAGAGUGAAGGACGCUGCAGCCGUUUGAGUUUGUUAAAGAGUGGAAAUGUGGGCGGCCAUGCUGCGUCAUGGCGUGAGCGCCAGCGUUCCCACGCCGGUCUCUCCAGGCGCUCUGCUGGGAUCUGGGAUUUGCUCUCCUAUCCCAGGAAGAAGUGGCUGAAGCUCAAGGAGAGGAAGUCGAUCUUCUGCAGACAGGAAGUCAACGUCCGACGCCUGCUGCCUUCAAAGACCGUAGGAACUGUGAGCGCUCACGUCAUGCCCAGGACGCUGGAGCAGCGGGCCGGGUCCUUCACCAUGUAGAGGAAACCGCUUUACUGCACUGCUGCAAAAACACUUCCUGGGCCACAAACGUCCCAAAGGCGUCACAAU